AUAAUUUAGAUGAACAAAACAAAGAAGCAAAUUUUAAUAAUAAUAAUAAAAAUGAAUUAAAAUCUAAUGAAUUUGAAGAUGAUGAUGAUAUGAAUAAUGAUAACAAUGUUAAUAUAGAAGAGCAGUUUCAAAAUCAAAUAAACCAAUUUUUAAAAAUAGAUAAUGUUGAUAAUUUUAAUAUAGAUGAUAUAAACAUUGAUAGUGGUUCUGACAGUAGUUCUGAUAAUAGUUUUGACAGUGAUUCUGGUGGCUCUAGUGGUAAUUUUGAUGGUAACUCUAGUGAUAACUCUGGUAGUAGAUUAGGUAGUAAUCCUAAUAUUGAUUCUAAUAAUAAUAAACCUAUAAAAAAUAUACAAGCAUUUAUUGAUAUAAUUGAAAAUAAAUUAAAAUUUGAAAAUAAAUACUUAACUUUAGGAUAUAAAAUUUGA
Funneliformis caledonium is the source of this 428-nucleotide messenger RNA. The record is from the annotation of a GenBank genome assembly. Lineage: Eukaryota; Fungi; Glomeromycota; Glomeromycetes; Glomerales; Glomeraceae.